CAACUACUGAGAUCAAAUACUGCUUCAUAAUAAUUGCUGUAUCAGAAGAACAAGUCAAAAUGUCCAUGAGAUUAAUCCUUCGUCCGGUGGUGCGAAUCCCACUCCUCCGCCCCCAGAUCCGUCUUGCGACUACAAACCCUACGCAUGUCCAUCCAGAUGGUAACCUCGGCGGUCCGGGAGGUCAGCAGCCCCCACCUGCACGCCCUGGCGGUCCGGAAGCUAUCACAAGGAACUGGAUGCCCAUCGCUGCUGCUGCAGGUGUAAUCGCAGGCGGCGUCUACAUCAUGCUCCCCGCACGAGGAAAAUCCCCUGAGAGAACUCUCGAAAGCGACAUGGUAGCCGCCAACUCGACUGCGAUUGGAUACAUCGGUCAACCAUCUGGAAAACCAGGCAUUGCUUCUCAUUACAGGGAGCUUCGAGAUGGGAAGGAAGUCGAGUCGAUGAAGGAGUUGAGUGGGAGAAAAGGAGGUGGUUCAAUGGGUCCUUUCAGAGCGGAAUAAAUAAUGAAAAAUGUGUUCAUAACGGAGGCGACCUGCCCAGAGUAUCAAAUUGUCUAUCAUCGCUCGAUGGAGCUGUACAUUAAUAGUAACACAUCGCUUACUUCUGCUCUAGAGGUUCGUCUUUCUUCUUUUGUAGCAGAUAAUCUCCCCCAAAUACCGCUUUGUACACUCCUCUCAAUCCCCUUAUCGGCCAUCCUGUUCGUGCAG
This is a messenger RNA of Fusarium oxysporum Fo47, 707 nucleotides long. RefSeq lists its product as uncharacterized. Lineage: Eukaryota; Fungi; Ascomycota; Sordariomycetes; Hypocreales; Nectriaceae. The record is from RefSeq and is a predicted model, not a curated record. The transcript has 2 exons. Bases 60 to 500 code for a protein of 146 amino acids.